ACUCAUCAUGCCCUAAAAUUUCUGGUACGCCCCAAAUUUGGAUUCGAAAACAAGACAAAGAAAAACUCCGGGAUAUUAGGAUUUUCACGGCCCUUCAUAAUAUAGACACAUACGACUAGGCUUAUUUCAAUAAACCCUAGAUUUCUCACUUUCUUUCUCUCCCUCAUUGGAUCUGUUGCUAUUCUCAUUAAAGUGUGAUAGUAAUGGCAGUUACUUUCUAUAAUUUGAGCUCCAAGGCUGGCCUCGAGAAGCUUGAUAACCAUCUCAAGACAAGAAGUUACAUCAGUGGAUACCAAGCAUCCAAGGAUGAUAUCACUGUGCAUGCAGCACUCAAGGGAGCUCCAUCAUCAGAAUACAUUAAUGUGUCUAGGUGGUUCAACCACAUUGAAGCUCUUUUAAGGAUCAGUGGAGUUGCUGCUGACGGCAGCAGUGUCUCAGUUGAAGGAUUUGCUCCUGUCACAGAAGAGUCUGUUGCAACCCCCUCUGUGACUGAUGCAAAGCCAGCUGAGGAUGAUGAUGAUGAUUCUGAUGUUGAUCUUUUUGGAGAGGAGACAGAGGAGGAAAAGAAGGCUGCUGAGGAACGUGCAGCAGCUAUCAAGGCUUCUGGCAAAAAGAAAGAAUCUGGAAAGUCUUCAAUUUUGUUGGAUGUAAAGCCAUGGGAUGACGAGACAGAUAUGGCCAAGCUUGAGGAAACCGUUAGGAGUGUUCAGAUGGAAGGCCUCACAUGGGGAAUGUCCAAGCUUGUCGCAGUUGGAUAUGGUAUCAAGAAGUUGCAAAUUAUGAUGACAAUUGUGGAUGACCUGGUAUCCAUUGAUUCCCUUAUUGAGGAUCACCUCACCAGUGAACCUGCCAAUGAGUAUAUUCAGAGUUGUGAUAUUGUUGCAUUCAACAAAAUCUGAAGAAACGGGCUAGUAUUGCGAGAGAUGCAUUUUGAGUUGUUAUACGUUGAUGUAAGAAAAGUCUUAUCUUCUUCAAUCUAUUAACUUUAGUUAUUGGGAUUUUUUCCUUUGAUUUUGGUUGUCCUUUAUAAAUGUGUCCAAUGUUAGAAGUGGUUAUCUGUAUUCUAUAGACCAUAAUGUGUGUAGUUCCCCUCAAACACCGCUUAGUGAUGGCUUGCACUGAAAUUCCUUGGAUGCAGCUAUCGUUGUACGUCUUUUCAAGGCUUUAAGCCAUUCCAAUUGAAUGUAACUGAUUGGCUUCAAAUCAUCUCAACUUGUCCUUUA
Papaver somniferum (opium poppy) is the source of this 1223-nucleotide messenger RNA. Its product is annotated as elongation factor 1-delta-like. Gene Ontology annotation, biological process: translational elongation. The coding region runs from base 204 to 899 and encodes 231 amino acids. Gene Ontology annotation, cellular component: eukaryotic translation elongation factor 1 complex; cytosol. The transcript has 7 exons. The record is from RefSeq and is a predicted model, not a curated record. Gene Ontology annotation, molecular function: guanyl-nucleotide exchange factor activity; translation elongation factor activity. NCBI's taxonomy places the organism in Eukaryota, Viridiplantae, Streptophyta, Magnoliopsida, Ranunculales, Papaveraceae.